AUGAGUAGUUCUAUACCUGAAUCAUUACAACCAUUUGUUACUAAUAAAUUUAUACAUAAAACAUGGGCAGGUACUUUUUAUUGUCAACCACAAGCUAUAUUUCAACCAAGAAAUGAAAAUGAAAUUAAAGAACUUAUAAAACAAGCUAAAAUACAUCAUAAAACUAUAAUGACAGUUGGUUCUGGACAUUCACCAAGUGAUUUAACAAUGACUAAAGAAUGGUUAUGUAAUUUAGAUAAAUUUAAUCAUAUUUUAAAAGAAGAACCAAUAAAAGGACCUGUAUCACCAAAUUCAAGAGAAACUGAAGUCAAAUUUGUUGAUCUUACAGUUGAAGCUGGUUGUAGAGUUUUUGAAUUAAAUGAAUAUUUGAAAAAAAAUGAUUUAGCUAUUCAAAAUUUAGGAUCAAUCAGUGAUCAAUCAAUAGCUGGGUUAAUUUCAACAGGUACUCAUGGAUCAACUCAAUAUCAUGGUUUAGUAUCUCAACAAGUAGUUUCUAUAAAAUUUUUAAAUUCAAAAGGAGAAUCAAUAAAUUGUUCAUCAAUAGAAAAUCCAAAUUACUUUAGGGCUAUAUUAUUAUCAUUAGGUAAAAUUGGAAUUAUAACUCAUGUAACUUUAAGAACUUGUCCAAAAUAUACUAUUAAAUCAAUUCAAGAAGUUAUAAAUUUUGAUACAUUAUUAAACUCAUGGGAUACAAUAUGGUUACAUUCAGAAUUUAUUAGAAUUUGGUGGUUUCCAUAUACUGAUAAAUGUAUAUUAUGGAGAGCAAAUAAAUCAAAUGAUAAAAUUUCACCACCAAGACCUUCAUGGUAUGGAACAUGGUUUGGAAGAAUUUUUUAUGAAUCUUUACUUUGGAUUUCAGUUCAUUUAUGGCCAAGUUUUACUCCAAAAGUUGAAAAAUUUGUUUUUAAUCAACAAUAUGGUAAUGUUGAAACUAUUGGAAAAGGAGAUAUUGCAGUACAAAAUUCAGUUGAAGCUUUAAAUAUGGAUUGUUUAUUUUCUCAAUUUGUAAAUGAAUGGUCUGCUCCAUUAAAUAAUGGUAUAAAAAUUUUAAAAGAAUUAAAAAAUAUAAUUGAAACAGCUGCAAAUAAAAAUGAAUUUUAUGUACAUGCUCCAAUAGAAGUACGUUGUUCAAAUGUUACUCAAUCAAAUGAACCAUUUAAAGAUGAUCAAGGUAAUGAUUCCCUUUAUCCAUCACAAGAAUGGUUAUCUCAUAGAAUUAAAACAAGUGCUGGGCCAAUACCAGGAAAUAACUUCCAACCAUAUAUGGAUAAUUCACCAAGAUUAAAAUAUCAAAAUACUUCAAAACCAACAAAUGAUCAAUUAACAAUGUUUAUAAAUGCAACAAUGUAUAGACCAUUUGGAACAAAUGUAGAAACUUACAAAUGGUAUCAAUUUUUUGAAAAUAUAAUGAUUGAAGGUGGUGGAAAACCUCAUUGGGCUAAAAAUUUUAUUGGUUUCCCAUCUGAGAAACAAAACUCGGAAGAAGAUUUAAAAAACCAAAUUGAAUUUGGUGGUAAACCUUUUUAUUCAAUGGUUGGUUUCAAAAAAGUUAUGCAAAAUUGGUUUGGACAAGAUUUAAUUGAAUUUAAUAAAAUUAGAAAAUUAACUGAUCCUGAUGGUAUAUUUUUAAGUGGGAAACAAUGGGCAGAUAGAAAUGGUAUAAUUUUGUAA
Messenger RNA from Lodderomyces pseudojiufengensis, 1671 nucleotides. RefSeq names its product D-arabinono-1,4-lactone oxidase (gene ALO1). Gene Ontology annotation, cellular component: membrane; mitochondrion. The record is from RefSeq and is a predicted model, not a curated record. Bases 1 to 1671 code for a protein of 556 amino acids. Lineage: Eukaryota; Fungi; Ascomycota; Pichiomycetes; Serinales; Debaryomycetaceae. The transcript has a single exon. Gene Ontology annotation, molecular function: D-arabinono-1,4-lactone oxidase activity; FAD binding.